Salvelinus namaycush (lake trout) is the source of this 1513-nucleotide messenger RNA. Its product is annotated as splicing factor 3A subunit 2-like. The record is from RefSeq and is a predicted model, not a curated record. NCBI's taxonomy places the organism in Eukaryota, Metazoa, Chordata, Actinopteri, Salmoniformes, Salmonidae. Bases 130 to 1056 code for a protein of 308 amino acids. The transcript has 8 exons. Gene Ontology annotation, molecular function: nucleic acid binding; zinc ion binding. Gene Ontology annotation, cellular component: U2 snRNP; U2-type prespliceosome; catalytic step 2 spliceosome. Gene Ontology annotation, biological process: spliceosomal complex assembly.
UUUACGUUGUGAACGGCGUGACGCAAACGUUGAGGAAUUGAGUGAAGACGUCUACCUUGAGUGUUUGACCAGCUGUCCGGGAGGUGGAGUUGAGUGUUUUGACUGUGAGUGAAUCCAUUGCCCUGCAAAAUGGAUUUCCAACACAGAGCUGGGGGCAAGACGGGGAGUGGUGGGGUGGCGUCCUCCUCGGAGAGCAACCGGGACCGGCGAGAGCGGCUCCGCCAGCUGGCCCUGGAGACCAUUGACAUCAACAAGGACCCCUAUUUCAUGAAGAACCAUCUGGGCUCUUAUGAGUGUAAACUGUGUCUGACACUCCACAACAAUGAGGGCAGCUACCUGGCCCAUACACAGGGAAAGAAGCAUCAAACGAAUUUAGCAAGAAGAGCAGCCAAAGAAGCAAAAGAAGCUCCCGCCCAGCCAGCCCCCGAAAAGGUGAAGGUUGAGGUCAAGAAAUUUGUGAAAAUUGGUCGACCGGGGUACAAAGUAACAAAACAGAGAGAUCCAGAGAGCGGGCAACAGUCUUUACUUUUCCAGAUUGAUUACCCAGAGAUAGCAGAGGGCAUAGGACCCAGGCAUCGCUUCAUGUCUGCAUACGAGCAGCGCAUCGAGCCCCCAGACCGUCGUUGGCAGUACCUUCUACUGGCUGCAGAGCCCUACGAGACGAUCGCCUUCAAGGUGCCAAGCAGAGAGAUUGAUAAAGGCGAGAGUCGCUUCUGGACCCACUGGAACAAAGAUACAAAACAGUUCUUCCUCCAGUUCCACUUCAAGAUGGAGAAAGCCCUCGCCCCACCCAGCGGACCCGUACCCCCCAUGGGUAUAAAGCGCCCCCCUCCCCUGAUGAGUGGGAUGGGGCCUCGACCCCCCAGUGAGCCCAUGCCCCCUCCACUUCCAGGGGGGAUGAAUAUGCCCCCUUUACCCCCUGGCGCCCCCGGCCCUCCCCAAAUGCACCACCACCAUCAAAUGCAACACAGUGGCCCCGGGAUGGGUAUGCCACCCCUGAUGAGACCCCCACUCCCCUCUGACAGCCAUGAAGGAAUGCCCCAUCGAAACAACUGAUCUCCAACCAGCACAUCAUCCUUCUGUUAGAUUGUUUGCCUAUCAUUUGGUUGCUAUAACAGUGCCCUGUUUUAGGACUAUGUCAAGUGUACUGUUUCAUUGUCCGAUGUACUUUUUCUAAACUCUGGAAGAAACUUUGUAUACCUACAUAUAUUCUACAGAUGUAAAAUGGGCCAUAUUCAAUAGGUUUUGUACACAGUUGCCAAGGCAUUGUAUUUAUCAUGCUCGUCUAAUAUCCACACUAUCAUACCAUUUUUAGAAUGAGGCAAUAUAAUGUGCAAGCGUUCUAAGUGUUAUGCUAGUGUGGCUAUAGGAAGAUAUCCAUUGUUGUAGGCACUUUGUGAUGGCACCAAUAUUAAUAGGAUCCUGCUGUAUUGUAAAUGUUGAGUCCUGUGUAUGAAACAACAUAUUUUAAGAUUCUUUUUUAUAAUAAAAAAUGUGGAAAAGUGUAUCAUGA